Messenger RNA from Ylistrum balloti, 897 nucleotides. Its product is annotated as aquaporin-10-like. The transcript has 7 exons. NCBI's taxonomy places the organism in Eukaryota, Metazoa, Mollusca, Bivalvia, Pectinida, Pectinidae. The coding region runs from base 1 to 897 and encodes 298 amino acids. Gene Ontology annotation, biological process: water transport; glycerol transmembrane transport. The record is from RefSeq and is a predicted model, not a curated record. Gene Ontology annotation, cellular component: basolateral plasma membrane; plasma membrane. Gene Ontology annotation, molecular function: glycerol channel activity; water channel activity.
AUGUUGGCAAAAUCGAUCAGAAGGGAAGCUUUAGCCGAAUUUCUUGGCACGUUCAUGUUGAUGGCGCUAAGUGACGGUGCGAAUGCCCAGUUGGUGUUAAGUGGUGGGACCCAAGGAUCUGCUCUUUCUGUCCACAUUUCUCAGGGGAUCGGUGUGAUGAUGGGUGUGUACAUAUCUGGAGGGGUAUCAGGUGGGCAUAUAAACCCAGCAGUGACCGUAGCACAAGCUGUCAGAGGGAGACUGGCCUGGACUAAAGUUCCGUUCUAUUUGGCAGGACAAUACGGAGGAAGUUUCCUUGCCUCUGUGUUACUGUAUCUCGUUUAUAACGAUGCCCUGUAUCACUAUGACGACGGCGUUCGAUCCACAACUGGACUGACCAGUACUGCUAGAAUAUGGGCGACAUAUCCACAGACUUUCCUAUCUGUCACCAAUGGCAUGGUGGAUCAGAUAUUUGGCUCUGCAAUCUUACUGAUAUGUGUGUCUGCAUUGUCAGAUAAAAAUAACUUAAAUCCGCCUUCUGGACUGAUACCUGUGUGUACCGGACUUCUUGUCUUCGUUAUAAACUCCACUUUCUGUUUUAACUGCGGUUGUGCAGUGAACCCAGCCCGUGACUUAUCACCUAGAUUGUUUACCGCAAUGGCUGGCUGGGGAAGUCAACCUUUUAGUUAUAAUGGUUACUCCUACUUUUGGAUACCAGUCCUCGGGCCUCACAUAGGAGCUGUUCUUGGUACCGUUGUGUAUGACCUCUGUAUUGGUUUUCAUUGGCCAGAUGAUGACAGAGAAAAUAUUGAUCAGAACUCUGUUUGGAUUCCACGAAAAUAUCACAACAUCAAACAGAAACAAAGCUACAAAGACAAAUGCGGUGAUCUUGACCAUCUCUUAGAAACUUCUGUAUGA